GCACAAGUUUCUGAUUGAGAAAAAUUUGUUUGAAUCAACUAUUUGUUUUUGUCACAUUUACUUCUUCACUCCGGCGUACAGUUAAAUAGAGGGUUUCACUUUGCUCAUAGUAUAAAAAUGGGUGUCCCGAAUGCCCGAAGUGAUAGUUACCGGAUGGCGACAGAAAAAAAGUCGAAGAAAAAUCUGAAGAAGGAUGACUUGAACGAACUGAAGCAGGAGCUGGAUAUGGAUGAACAUCGGAUAUCUCUUGAUGAGCUAUAUUCUCGGUUAUCUACUGAUCCACAAAAUGGCUUGACCGCUGAACAGGCGAAGACCCGUUUGGAACGCGAUGGACCAAAUGCAUUGACACCUCCAAAAACAACUCCAGAGUGGGUAAAGUUCUGCAAAACAUUGUUUGGCGGUUUCUCCUUAUUGUUGUGGAUUGGUGCUGUCCUUUGUUUUAUUGCCUUCUCAAUUGAAAGUGGCACUCACGAAGAUCCACCAAAAGAUAACCUUUACCUUGGGAUUGUAUUAUCAGUUGUCGUAGUGGUUACCGGUUGCUUUUCAUACUAUCAAGAAUCAAAGUCAUCACGUAUUAUGGAAUCGUUCAAAAAAAUGAUUCCACAGACUGCUUUAGUUAUUCGAGGUGGAGUGAAAAUUGAAGCACCAGCUGAAGCUUUGGUAGUUGGUGAUUUAAUUGAUGUUAAAUGUGGUGAUCGUGUCCCAGCAGAUAUACGAAUUAUUUCAGCUAGUUCUUUCAAGGUGGAUAAUUCAGCAUUGACUGGUGAAUCUGAACCGCAAUCACGUACAGCAGAAUAUACAAACGAAAAUCCAUUGGAAACAAAGAAUUUAGCAUUUUUCUCAACUAAUGCUGUCGAUGGUACAUGUCGUGGUAUAGUUGUUAGUACUGGUGAUCGUACUGUAAUGGGUCGUAUUGCAAAUUUAGCUUCUGGUUUACAAAUUGGUCAAACACCAAUCAAUAAAGAAAUUAAUCAUUUCAUUCAUUUAAUUACAAGUGUCGCUGUAUUUCUUGGUGUUUCAUUUUUUGUGAUUGCAUUCAUUUUGGGUUAUCAUUGGCUUGAAGCUGUCAUCUUCUUAAUUGGUAUCAUUGUAGCUAAUGUACCUGAAGGUUUAUUAGCUACUGUGACAGUAUGUUUAACAUUAACAGCUAAACGUAUGGCAAGUAAAAAUUGUCUAGUGAAAAAUUUAGAAGCUGUUGAAACACUUGGAUCAACAAGUACCAUUUGUUCUGAUAAAACUGGUACAUUAACACAAAAUCGUAUGACAAUUGCACAUAUGUGGUUUGAUAAUAAAAUAUUUGAUGCCGAUACUACUGAUGAUCAAUCAGUUGCUACAUAUGAUAAAAAUUCACCAACUUGGAUAGCAUUAGCACGUAUUGGUAUGUUAUGCAAUCGUGCUGAAUUUAAAGCUGGUGAAGAAAAUAAACCAGUUUUGAAACGUGAAUGUAAUGGUGAUGCAUCAGAAUCAGCUUUAUUAAAAUGUGUUGAAUUAUCAUUUGGUGGUGUUACAGAAUAUCGUCGUAAAAAUCCAAAAAUUGCUGAAAUUCCAUUCAAUUCUACAAAUAAAUAUCAGUUAUCCAUUCAUGAAACUAAUGAUAGUGAUGAUAGAUAUUUGCUAGUUAUGAAAGGUGCACCUGAACGUAUACUUGAUCGUUGUGGAACCAUUUUAAUUAAUGGUAAAGAAGAAAUAAUGGAUGAAACAAUGCGUGAAAAUUUCAAUAGUGCUUAUUUAGAACUUGGUGGAAUGGGUGAAAGAGUUUUAGGUUUUUGUGAUUAUCGUUUACCAUCAGAUGUUUAUAAAAAAGGUUAUCCUUUCAAUGUGGAUGAACCUAAUUUCCCUUUAACCAAUUUACGUUUUGUCGGUUUAAUGUCUAUGAUUGAUCCACCGCGUGCAGCAGUACCAGAUGCAGUUGCAAAAUGUCGAUCAGCUGGAAUUAAAGUUAUCAUGGUUACUGGUGAUCAUCCAAUUACAGCGAAAGCUAUUGCUAAAGGUGUUGGAAUAAUUUCAGAAAAUUCUAAAACUGUAGAAGAUAUUGCUGCAGAACGUGGUAUUCCAGUUCGUCAGGUUAAUCCACGUGAUGCACAAGCAUGUGUAAUACAUGGUUCAGAUUUACGUGAAAUGACUCCAGCACAAAUUGAUGAUAUAUUAAUUAAUCAUUCAGAAAUUGUAUUUGCACGUACUAGUCCACAACAAAAAUUAAUUAUAGUAGAAGGUUGUCAACGACAAGGUGCAAUUGUAGCUGUCACUGGAGAUGGUGUUAAUGAUAGUCCAGCAUUGAAACAAGCUGAUAUUGGUGUUGCAAUGGGUAUCGCUGGUAGUGAUGUUAGUAAACAAGCAGCUGAUAUGAUCUUAUUGGAUGAUAAUUUCGCAUCGAUUGUUACAGGUGUUGAAGAAGGUCGUAUUAUAUUUGAUAAUUUGAAAAAAUCCAUUGCUUACACAUUGACAUCGAAUAUUCCAGAGAUUACACCAUUUUUGGUGUAUAUUUUAGCUGAUAUUCCAUUACCAUUGGGUACAAUUACAAUUUUAUGCAUUGAUUUAGGUACUGAUAUGAUUCCAGCAAUUUCAUUGGCCUAUGAAGAAGCUGAAGCAGAUAUCAUGAAACGUAUGCCACGUGAUCCUUUACAUGAUAAAUUAGUCAAUGAACGUUUAAUUUCAAUGGCUUAUGGUCAAAUUGGUAUGAUACAAGCAUCAGGUGGUUUCUUUGUUUAUUUCGUUAUUAUGGCAGAAAAUGGUUUUUGGCCAUCACGUCUACUUGGUAUACGACGUGAAUGGGAUUCGAAAGCUAUUAACGAUUUAGCCGAUUCUUAUGGACAAGAAUGGACAUACAGUCAACGUAAACGUUUAGAAUAUACAUGUCAUACAGCAUUUUUUGCAUCUAUUGUUAUUGUACAAUGGACUGAUUUAAUGAUUUGUAAAACACGUCGUAAUUCAAUAUUUCAACAAGGCAUGUGGAAUCAUCAUUUAACAUUUGGUCUGUUCUUUGAAACAACAUUAGCAAUCUUUUUAUCGUAUUGUCCUGGUUUAGACAAAGGUCUACGUAUGAUGCCAUUAAGAUUUACAUGGUGGCUUCCAGGUUUACCAUUCAGUUUCUUGAUAUUUGUUUACGAUGAAGUACGGAAAUUUCUACUUCGAAGAUUACCGCCUGGAUCAUGGCUUGAAAGAGAAACAUAUUACUAGUUGUAGUUAUAGUAGUAAAUUCCAUCCCUCCCUCCCUCCCUUACUAUCCCUUUCUCCUCUCUCUCUCUCUGACUUUCUUACUACUCUAUUAUAAUAUAAUUCCAUUAAUUCUAAUAAUUCCAAAAGUAAUGAAUAAUAUCAAUGAGUUUGUUUGGAAUUAUUAGAAUCUUUUAAAAAAAAAAUCAACAUCAUUCUUCAAUUUUCAUUGAUAUUAAAAUUACUUUUGAAACAGUACAAGAUUUUGUGUUUUCCCUUUUCCAUCACUCAAUUUAUGCGUGUGCAUAAGUGUGUGUGCGUGUGCGUGUAUGUGUGUAUUUGUGUUUUUAUGCACUGUUGUUUGCUUAUAUUCGAUUAAUGAUGAUUGUACGUACGUAACGUGGUGGUUAGUCAGUUGAAUGAAUCACAUUGUUCUUUAUACUCUCGUCGACGUCGUCGUCGUUGUCGUCGUCGCGAUCAAAACAAUUGCAACUAGAGAAUGUCGAUCUUUUUAUUCUUCUUAUUCUUUUCUCAAUGUAGACUUCACGCAUAACAAACACACACACACAUCGCCCAUAUUAGAUUUGAUUAUAUCUAGAGUAAGAAAUGCGCCUUAUCCUGCGAUGAUGAUUUCAUUCUAUUACUUGUCUCCUAUUAUAUUCUAUUUGUACUGUCACAAUCAUCAUCAUCUUGAUCAUCAUCAACUUGAAUUAUGGCCACUACUACUAGUAGUAGUUAAGUGAUGAUAAGUAGUGUAGUUGAAAGUAGUUAAUAGUAAUAGUAAUAGUAGUAGUAGUAGUAGUGGUUAACAGUAAUGACGGUUAUAACUAUGUCUGUUCGCUCCAUAAGCUGAUGUCCACACACACAUGUUGCUUGUUCCUUCUCUCUCUCUCUCUGAGUGUGUGUGUGUGUCUAUUCUGUUCAGUACAAGUUGGUUUCUCCCUGUUUCUCUUUCAUAUUGAUUUUGUAUAGUUUGCAGUAGUUUGUUUGUUUUUCAUUUUUUCCUAUGAAUAGUAGCAAUUAAAAUAAUAACAAUUAUAAUCAUUAUUAUUAUUAUUAUUAUAAUCUAGAAAAUUGGCCUUCUCUUAUUUGUUCUUUUGAAAGCCAGUCAAUGAAGACGAUUUACUAUAUUUGUCGCUGUGACUUGAUCAAAAAUAAUGAAAAUAAAAUGUGAUUAGUUUUUGACUAAUUGUUUAUUCUAUUCUAUUCAGUUUUUUUUUAACAUCUUAUCAUCUGUCUGAUUGACCGUAACUAACCAAAACUUUGCCCUGUUUCUUCAUCAUAAUUUUUUUUUCUACUGUUGUUUUUUUCCACUGGUUUGCUUGUUUGUGUGAGUGCGUGUGUGUGCGUACUCUACAAUUUACCUAUGUAUGUAUGUGAGUGUGUGUGUAUGAUGUUUUUUCGAUUAUUUCGGUAAUAAUAAACUGUCGAUAAUUUUUACACUUGACACUGACAUACACUGAUUGUGUAUGUACUUUGUAGUAGUUUUAACUCUAUGGACAGUAGAGUUUCCAUGCUGAUCAUCACCAUCAAUAUCUUGUUCAUAGGCAUGCUCUCUCUCUUUGUCUCUCUCUUCCGCAGUUGCCCACACACACACACCCAUUCACCCGUACAGAUUAAAACAUACCUUGUGCAUUCAAUUUCAAUAGCACAAAUAGAACUUGUCAUUCAUUGAUUCAUUCAUUGGUAGAUAAUUUUGUGAUCUUUAUUGCUCUUUGUAUCCUUGUCUUGUUUCUCUCACUCUCACUCCUCUGUGUACUUGUCUUUUGAUGAUUGAUUGAUUACGCAAUAAAUCUAAUCAAUUCCCCGUUCCAUAAAAAACUAAUAAUAAUAAUAAAACAAAGUAGACAACACCCAAAAUUCCAUCACAUUGAUUUCAUUGCUCCUUCAUCAUUGAACUGAUGAUGAUGAUGAUGGUGAUUCUAUUCAUAAGAAAUCAUUUCUACAUUUUGAUUAUUUUCAGCAUAGUCAGUCAGUCAGUCAGUUAGUUAGUUAGUUAGUUAGCUAGUUAACUCACCUUCUACUCUACUAAACACAGGUUUCUUUGUCCAUGUUAUUGUUGGUGUUGUAUCAUUGCUAGUGAUGAUGCUGGCGUUUUCAAAUUCAAAAUGAUGUAAUUUUAUUUGUGUUCAAGUAUUAUUAUUAUUAUUAUUAUUAUUAAUGUUUAAUUGUUAUUCGUAAUAGUUACAAUAUGUGUGUGUAUACGUGUGUAUUUGUAUCGGCAACAGAUGCUCACGGACGAAUAUUCAUUCUGUCUCUCUCUCAUACACACACACACAUGCACACAUAUACAUACAUAUAAAUAAUACACAGAAAUAUAUUAAAAAAAAAUUACUGAUCAUCUUUUUUUUCGCACCGAUAAUCAUCAUUAAUCAGUUUGUGUUCUUUCUCGUCUGUUUUGUUUUGUUUUUUUUUAAAAAAAAGAGAAAUUAAAAACAACAGAAGAAACUAAUCACUCUCAUUAUCAAUUUUACAAUUUCUGCUAUCAUAUUUCUUCACAUUUACAAUUACAAUUGUUCUUUGUCCUAUUUUUUUCUUCUGUCUGUCCCUGAUUUUUUUCAUUUGAGUUUUUCUGUUUUGUUCUGUUCAGUUUUUUUUUGUAGGAUACUCAAAAUAAAUAGAAUUUACAAUAAUAUACAUAUACAUAUAUA
Molecule: messenger RNA, 5804 nt
Organism: Schistosoma turkestanicum
Lineage: Eukaryota; Metazoa; Platyhelminthes; Trematoda; Strigeidida; Schistosomatidae
Source: the annotation of a GenBank genome assembly